Molecule: messenger RNA, 2450 nt
Organism: Triplophysa dalaica
Lineage: Eukaryota; Metazoa; Chordata; Actinopteri; Cypriniformes; Nemacheilidae
Gene: kcnj12b
Product: potassium inwardly rectifying channel subfamily J member 12b
Exons: 2
Coding region: 761-2029 (422 amino acids)
Biological process (GO): potassium ion import across plasma membrane; regulation of monoatomic ion transmembrane transport
Cellular component (GO): plasma membrane
Molecular function (GO): inward rectifier potassium channel activity
Source: RefSeq, a predicted model, not a curated record
GCAUAUUAGUCUCACUGCUAUGUAUUCAGCCAAUCUAGAGGGCAGUAAAAAUUAUUUAUUUAUUUUGGUUUAAGCAUGCACACGAGGCAGCUUUCAAGAGCUCUGCGAUCGAGGUAGCAUCGGUAACCGUCUAGUCCUCAGAAAUGCCAACUUCACAGACAGAGAGAGCAACCGAGAGAGAGAGGGUGUGAAAAAUUGCAGCAAAGAUCAGAUAGCAGACAAGGGUAAGAGAGAGAGAGAGAGAGAGAGAGAGACGUGUUUUUAACGUUCAAAGAGAGUCAUCGUUGAGGUGCUGGUGAGAGAUUAGUGACACUCUGAACAUCCGAACACCAGAGGGAUGACCACAGCCUUGCUAAAGAUUACUGGAACAUCACUGGAUCAACACUAGGGACCAUUAAUGAAACAUUUUGAUGUUGUUAGCAAAGGAAUCUAAUCUGCAGCCUGUAGAUAGGAAGCCUCCUUCUAAUAUAUGCAUACGGUACAUGUGUGACGUUAAAGAUGAGGACCUCGCUGGACAGUCAGGAUGCUUUUUGUUUUCUUGGAAGGGAUCACUCUCCUUCAGAGGAACCUUAAAGAAACUCAGCGGAAUCAUGCUUUAGUUCAACUUGAGAUCUAGCGAGAGAACCCAGUUCGCUUUCUCACCUUUUAAAUUACAUGCACACGUCAACACAGGGGAGAGUAAAGGCAUCCUGAACAGCGAUUGAUCCACUGUUACCUUGGUCCUCUCUCCCACUUACUGAUUCUGGCGGGGCAGAGUGGCAUGAGCGUGGGCAGGCCCCACCGUUACAACAUUGUAUCAUCGUCCGAGGAGGACGUGUAUCGCCACGGCAACAUGCCCGCCCUUGGCAAUGGCUUUGGCAACGGCAAGAUCCAGACACGGCGGAAGGCGCGAUGCCGCUUCGUCAACAAGACGGGCCAGUGCAAUAUCAGUUUUGUGCAUAUGGACGAGCAAUCCCAGCGUUACCUCGCUGACCUUUUUACCACGUUUGUGGACAGUCGCUGGCGCUGGAUGUUCCUCCUUUUCUCACUUGCGUUCAUCCUGUCCUGGCUCGCGUUUGGUUUUGCCUUCUGGGUCAUUGCUCUUGUCCACGGCGACCUAGACCGACCCGCUGGAGAAGACUUCACACCGUGCGUCAUGCAGGUCAACAGCUUUGCGGCAGCAUUCCUGUUCUCAGUUGAGACGCAAACCACGAUCGGAUAUGGAUUUCGCUGUGUGACCGAAGAGUGUCCUCUAGCCGUGUUCAUGGUCGUCUUUCAGUCUAUCUUAGGCUGCAUCAUUGAUGCUUUUAUGAUCGGCGCCAUCAUGGCCAAAAUGGCACGGCCUAAGAAACGCGCAGAGACGAUACUGUUUUCGCACAACGCCGUCAUUUCUAUGCGCGAUGGGAAGCUGUGCCUAAUGUGGCGGGUUGGAAACUUGAGGAAAAGUCACAUUGUAGAGGCCCACGUGCGGGCGCAACUUAUCAAGCCUCGGAUAACAGAGGAGGGCGAGUACAUCCCCUUCGAUCAGAUCGAUAUAAAUGUGGGAUACGACCUGGGUUUCGACCGCAUCUUCCUAGUUGCUCCCCUAACUAUCAUCCAUGAAAUAAAUGAGGACAGCCCGCUUUUUGGAAUCAGCAAGCAGGACCUGGAAACAUCAGAUUUCGAGAUUGUGGUGAUACUAGAAGGGAUGGUUGAAGCGACUGCGAUGACGGCUCAGGUACGCAGCUCCUAUCUGGCCAGCGAGAUCUUAUGGGGCCAUCGCUUUGAGCCAGUGGUGUUUGAGGAACGGAACCAAUAUAAAGUAGACUACUCACACUUUCAUAAGACUUACGAGGUGCCCUCAACGCCACACUGCAGUCCCAAAGACAUUGAUGAAAACAAAUCGCUGGAGUCUGGUGGCAACUUCUGUUACGAGAACGAGCUCGCCUUCAUUAGCAGGGAUGAAGAGGAGCAGGAAGUGGAGAAUGGUGAGAGAGGGACUGAGCUAGAGACCCUGUCUGCCAAUAUGAACUCUGAUCAAAGGUCAUACCACAAAGAAUCUGAAAUAUGACCUUUCAUCUCCGUGACCCCUUUGAUGACUUUGCUUUUUUGUAGAACUCCUACUCUUUUUGUGUCGGUUGUCAUGGGUAGAUACAGAGAAAUGCAAGUGCCAUAUUCAAAGCCUUGACCCACUGUCCAAGAGCCAUGCUGUAGUGAAGGGCAGGUCAGGAAAGAAAGUGCUUUUGUUGUUGUUGGAAAUGCGAGGCCUUCCUGUAGGAAAACUUGAAAAAUGGACUAUCUGUUUAAUAAUGUAGUUUCAAGUGAUAGCUUUAAGUAGUAUCAUUAUGCAAUACAAAGCUAGCCUGGGUGCCAUAUUGACUAAACAUUUGCACAAACUAGACCUCUAGAGUGUUUGCUUGUAUGUUAAGUAGAACAUGACAAACUAUGUUUUGUGUGACUUGCAGCAAUAAAAUGUCUUACAUUCAUCCAUC